This is a messenger RNA of Aspergillus puulaauensis, 1425 nucleotides long. Its product is annotated as Zn(II)2Cys6 transcription factor domain-containing protein. Gene Ontology annotation, molecular function: zinc ion binding; DNA-binding transcription activator activity, RNA polymerase II-specific. Gene Ontology annotation, biological process: regulation of transcription by RNA polymerase II. NCBI's taxonomy places the organism in Eukaryota, Fungi, Ascomycota, Eurotiomycetes, Eurotiales, Aspergillaceae. The record is from RefSeq and is a predicted model, not a curated record. Bases 1 to 1425 code for a protein of 474 amino acids. The transcript is spliced from 3 exons.
AUGGAAGGCCAAAACGCUCCAUUCCGUGUCAAACUCCCAUCUAGACCGAGCAACGAGCAACGCGUCUACCAUGCCCGUCGGGCCCAUCGCAAGUCGCGUGAGGGCUGUGCAAAGUGCAAGCAGCGACGAGUCAAGUGCGAUGAAACGCGCCCCCGCUGCCAGAAAUGCGAGCGACUCGGCCUCGACUGCACUUACGAAGCGAUCCUCCCUGCAGGCUGCGGGAAAGUGAAGAAACGGGACAACAACGAUACGCUUAUUGCACAAUUCCUCGAUCGAGUUCCCGUAAUUACACCUGAUAGUACGGCGCAUUCUCUCGCCAUCCGUGCGGUUGCGAUGCAGGUCGAUAACGUACUCGAGCUCAAGCAAGUGAGAUUCAAGGAGUGCUUUAGUAAUUUGGAUACGUUGCGCCAUUUUCAGGAUACAAUUACGCCGACGAUUAUCAGUCAUUCGGGGAGAGAGAUUAUGCGUGGGAAGAUGAUUCGGUUGGCGUUGGAGUCGCCGUAUCUAAUGCAUAGUAUAAUUGCUGUUGCAGUCGCGCACCUCCGCAACACCCUCCCAGAUAACGAUACAAGUCUAGAUAAAUACAGCAUGCUUGAAGCGCACCACUGGCACCACGCGAUAAGACAGUACAGCACAGAGCUUCAAGGUCCCAUCAGCCCUGAAAACAUGGACGCGAUGUUCUCCGCCUGUCUCCUAAUGACCGUGAACUCCUUCUCAAUGGAGGAGUAUAACCCGCGCAAAUCGUUCGUGUUCUCGCCGAACCCUGCAGAAUCACUGAAUUGGCUAUUUGUCCAGUCUGGCCUGCGCCAUUUACUUGGCCAUGCUAAGCCCUGGUUGCGGAAAAGUAUGUGGUUCGAUAUGUUCAUGGAGUCCCGGGACGAGCUUUUUGAAGAUACCCGCCCUGGAAGAGUGGGCCUACACCCCGAGCUUGCAGACCUAUGCGGCAUAACCGAGUCCUCAACGGAAGAGAACAACCCAUAUCUUUGGCCACUACGAAUGCUAUCGCCGAUCCUGAGGCUCGAGCCGUCGGCGAAGUCGUUCCCGCGGAUAACGACAUUCAUGGGGCGCCUUCUACCAUCUUACUAUGAACACUUGAUAGCAAAAGACCCGCCUGCUUUGAUAAUUCUCAGCUGGUGGUUGGUGCUAAUGCAGAAAUGCAACUUAUGGUGGGUGCAGAACCGCGCCAAGUCUGAAUGUGCCGCUAUUUGCAUGUACCUAGAAGACAGCUGCGAUCCGCUCGUCCUGCAGCUCCUAGAGUUCCCUGCUGAAGCGUGCGGGUAUCUCCUUCAGCAUGUUCAAUUGGAAAUCGCCUUCGGAAAUCCGCAUCCUGAUUUCGCACUGGAUCCUUUCAAUCCUUUACAGAGCGUCUCCGAACCAUCUAUUGAGGGGGAAGUAGUUGAUAUUUCUGAUGGUGUCCUGAUUUAA